Molecule: messenger RNA, 5980 nt
Organism: Oenanthe melanoleuca
Lineage: Eukaryota; Metazoa; Chordata; Aves; Passeriformes; Muscicapidae
Gene: PTPN6
Product: protein tyrosine phosphatase non-receptor type 6
Exons: 15
Coding region: 3554-5374 (606 amino acids)
Biological process (GO): protein dephosphorylation
Molecular function (GO): protein tyrosine phosphatase activity
Source: RefSeq, a predicted model, not a curated record
AUUGGAUUAUGGUAGAAAGUUAUUCAGGAUAAUAACGUGGGAGUUGACUUGUGAAUAAUUUCAGAAAGACCUAAUGGCAGUGAAUGAGUGGGCAAUAGAACAGCAGAUGAAAAGGCUUAUGUAAAAUAAUGUUCAUAAAGAAAAAUAAAAAAAAUUGCAUAUAAAACAAUAACUCUGAACUAAUUGUAACCUCUCUGGAGUGAGACACUGAUUAUAGAAGUCCAUGCAAUUAUUAACUUAAUGCUUGGUUGUGGUGAGCAUCAGCAAUCAUAACUGUCCAUGAGUCACCAGCUUUUUGAAUACCACAGUUCUGUGCCAAACUCUUCACUCUUACCUCCAAAUCAAGGUGCCAGAAUUGGAAAUAUCUUGAGAGGGACAGCAAAGGUGGUCAGAGGUGUAGAAUAUCUUUGUACAAAAAGAGGCCCUUGGUAGAGCUGGAGUCUUCAGCCUGGCAAAGAGUUGAGGGUAGAUAUGGAUGUUUCAGGUUUGGUACCACAAGCAGCUUGGAGCAAGGGGUCUGAAACAGGAAUCACCCACUGAUUUUCCUUUCUUUACAACAGCCAGGUGUUAAAAAAGAGGCACGGAGCAGGUUGUAAGUGAAUCAAAUGAGGGAGUGUUUCUGUAACUGAGCAAUGGAACUCUUUACCAAACGAUGCAAAAUUUGUUAUGCAUUUGACAGUUGACUACAAGUAGCUGCUAAUAGAGGCUUAGGAAAUAUAAGGGCAAAAGAAACUAUACAUAAUCUUUCUCUCUGCUCUUCCUUUGACAACCAUUUUGACCUCUGGAUUGCCUAGUCCCACCCCCAGCUCACAGUAGAGCUUGCCCCAAAACUAGCUCAGAUGGCUCAGGGCCUUGUUCGGGUGAGUCCUGGCACUUACCAGGGUGGAGGCUCUCAGCUGCUCUGGGGACCUGUGGCAAGUGCUGAAAUCCCCCUUGGGGGGGAGCGUGUGUGCAGUUUUUCCUGAUACCUAACCAGAAUUUCCCUUGCUGCAAGUGAUGCCUGUUGCCUCUUGUCCUUUUGUUCUGCCCCAUAAGAAAGAGCCUGACUCAUAAUCUCUAAACCCCCACGGCUCCUUUUAGGUAGUCUCAGACAAGUGUUAAAUCCCUCCUUAAGCAUCUUGUCUUCAAGAUGAAUAAACCCAGCUUGCUCCCUGCUAUGCUGUGGGCUCUUCACUGCAUUAGUGGCAUUAUGCUGAAUCCUUUCUAGUUUCUCAGGGCCUUUUUUUCUUUGCAGCAAUCCAGAUGUGUGUCUUUUAAUUAGCUGUUUCAUUUAUCUUCUGCUGUAAAUUUGUUACUGCGCUAGCUGUGGCCUGGUUCCAUGAGGGAUUUACAAGAUGAGGUUCUAACACCUGUGUUGUACUGAAAGCCAAACAGUGUAAGAGAAGUCUCUGUGCUGAAAUCUCUUGACCUCUUAAUUAUAUUAAAAAAGUGUUUCAGUGGCUCAGUUAUAGUCUUAUUAUAUUUAGUGGCUCAUCUGUUCAUGCUGCAGCCAUCUGGGAGAGCGACCUCGAAGAUGCCAACUGAUGGCUCCUCUAUGGUGACAUUUCCCUCCCUUACUGGUAGUUUUUUAUUAGAUGGCCCAGAUCAAAGACAGCAGGGCAGCUGCAUGCAUCCACUCCUUUUCUAAAAUUAAAGCAAACAGAAGCAAAAUUCAUCCUGUAAAUUAUGUGAUAUGGAAUUUGUGUCCACAAAAAUACUGUCAAGAGAUUACACUGCACCCUGUAGCUUGUCCUUCUGGAGGAAGGAGUUACAUGGGAUAAGUGCUCUCACCCUUUCUUAUUCUGGUCUGGGCUCUUUGCUAUCUUGUUCUUUCCGUGUUCCCCUGUGUCCAGCUAAUGUACAGUUCCUCAGACAGAUUUUCUCCCUCAGUCAGUGUAGGGUGCAGGGGUGCCUAAGUUUUGGUUUUCAUCUACUUCAGCUUCAUAUUGACUUGGCAUACUCUAAUAUUCUUUCGAUAUUAUUUAUUAUUAUUUUUGAUAUUAUUUUUUGGGACUUCUCCCUGGAAGUUCCUGUCAUUUCUCCCUUAGCUAUAAGUAACACUUGUUUCCUGUUCCUGAUAGACUGAUUCUGGUGCCAUCUUUCAGGUGCAACUUCUACAACUUUGUGCAGGAGUUGCUCCCUUGAGUUGGUCCUGUGCAUUUAAAAUCUCCUUGGUUUUUAGUAUCAGUUCUAAGUCAGUACCUCUGGCUGCCUGCAGCUCACUGCACCCCUGCUCACCAUGUGCAUGAAACCAGAAGCAUUUCUAAGGAAGCUCUUGUAGGUGCCUGGGUUGCCUUUCUAGCAAUGAAGUUUAGCUUCCCACUCGUCUCUCCUGUACUUCCCUUUGUUGCUGGUUUCUGUCUUGACCAUGAGUUUUUGUCUAGGUCUUAGCUAGCAGCCUGUUCAUCUUUUUGCAGGAUUUCCCAGUCUGGUGGUGUGUGGGGAAGUCUACAGCUGCUACUACUUGAAAUGAGUGAGGCUCUUGCUGUUGCUGCUGCCCACACCACACAGGAUAGCUGAGAUGGCCCUAGGGAAAAGUCAGGCUUCUUUCCCAGUUGGAUUGCACUCUUAGGCCACUGUUUAGCUCCCAUUCUUUCACCAGACCUGCAGACCUUGAAGCCAGUGUUGUAGGCAGGGCAGUCACGGGCCACAGCUGGAAGCAGCUAGGUGGCUGGAAUGGUUUUCCUUCUUCUUGUACCUGGUUGUCCAGAUUGUCAGCUUUGGCCUCAGUAUGGGGUGCUGGGAUUUUGAAGGUCCUUGGCUCAGCUCCCUCAGUGCUAUGUGGGCUCUCUGUAGGUAGUAGCUGUUUGUCCUGGUCUCUGCCUGCCUUCCUGGGCAGCUUCACCACCUCUCCCAACCUCCCCAUCCCUUUUGAGCUAUCACUGCCUGUGUCAGCCCCAUGCCAUGGCAGGCUGGUUUCAGGCAGGCACAGCUGUGCUCAGAGCACUAGCCUGGACCUUGAAGUCUGCAGCUCUGGGUUCACACAGAUUCCCCCUUGUGCGUGUGCAGAGCAUGUAGGACAUUUGGGACCAUUUAUGUUGCUCAUUGGCCUUUUGGAGGAAAAGGGGAACAGAGGACGUGCAGAACUGAGUUUUGUGAACACAGCCAGAACCCAAGAGGCAUGCAAAGAGUCAGCCCUUGUGUGCUAAGGACAUAGACCCAAAAAUAAUAGGGGCUAUGGGGAGGAAAGACACAAAAGGAGAAGCAGAAGUGUAUGCAAAGCAGCCUGGUGCUGUGGAGUGGAUGGUUCAGAGCGCUUCCUGUUCCUGGAGCCGCGCGCGCCCCGCUGUGUACGGGCUCGCGCCUGCCCGUGCCCAGCAGCACUGCACGGCGGGCAGAGAUCAAGGCACCUCUCCAGGAGAAGGUGGAAGGGGAGAGUCUGAAUGGACUGAUAGCAGGCUCCAGGAGAGAUACAUGGCCAGCUCCCAAGAGGCGCAGGAACAGUUUGGUGUUGGGUGCCCCAGCACAGACCUCCGACUUCCCUUUUCUUUCCAGCGCAAACUGAUUUUUCAUCUGUGUUUUUUGGGUUGCUUUGGUGGCAGCUGCUUGGCCGCCUCUUCUUUCUCCCUCCACAAUGGUGAGGUGGUUCCACCGUGACCUGAGUGGGCUGGAAGCUGAAGCCUUACUGAAGGGACGUGGUGUCCAUGGGAGCUUCCUGGCCAGACCCAGUCGGAGGAAUCAGGGGGAUUUUUCUCUUUCAGUCCGGGUUGGUGAUCAGGUAACCCACAUCCGCAUCCAGAAUACUGGGGAUUUCUAUGAUCUAUAUGGAGGGGAGAAGUUUGCCACCUUGUCAGAACUGGUGGAAUACUACACACAGCAACAGGGCUCGCUGCAGGACAAAGAUGGCACCAUCAUCGACUUGCGAUAUCCGCUCAACUGUUCUGACCCCACAACUGAGAGGUGGUACCAUGGGCAUCUGUCAGGCCCUGCAGCUGAGUCACUGCUCCAGGCCAAAGCUAUCCCUUGGACCUUCUUGGUGCGGGAGAGCCUCAGCAAACCUGGGGACUUUGUCUUGUCUGUCCUCACUGACCAGCCUAAACCCGGGUCUGACGCUCCAGCUGGGGCAACCGGCACCUCUGGGACCCGGCUCAAAGUCACACACAUCAAGAUCAUGUGUGAGAAUGGACGCUACACAGUUGGAGGUACUGAGAUGUUUGACAGCUUGGCAGAUCUGGUGGAGCACUUCAAGAAGGUUGGAAUUGAGGAGAUGUCUGGUUCCUUUGUGUACCUGAAGCAGCCCUACUAUGCUACGAGGGUGAAUGCUGCUGACAUUGAGAACAGAGUGCAGGAGCUGAACAAGAAGACAAGUCUGUCCGAGGAGACAUCCAAGGCUGGAUUCUGGGAGGAAUUUGAUAGCCUGCAAAAACAGGAAGCCAAGCACCUGUUUGACCGUCAUGAGGGCCAGAGACCUGAAAAUAAGAGCAAGAACCGAUACAAGAACAUAUUGCCCUUUGAUCACUCCAGAGUCAUCCUCCAGGGAAGGGACCCAAAUAUACCUGGAUCUGACUACAUCAAUGCCAACUAUGUCAAGAACACCCUGAUCAGCCCAGACGAGUGCACCAAGACCUACAUCGCCAGCCAGGGCUGCCUGGAUGCCACAGUCAAUGACUUGUGGCAAAUGGUGUGGCAGGAGAACACGCGCAUUAUUGUGAUGACAACACGGGAGGUAGAAAAAGGCCGGAACAAAUGUGUGCCUUACUGGCCAGAGCCGGGCAGCACGAAGGAGUACGGGCCCUACCUUGUGCAGAACACUGGGGAGCAUGAUGCACUGGAGUACAAACUCCGGCACCUCUGCGUGUGCCCCAAGGAUAAUAGCAAGGCUGUGCGUGAGAUCUGGCACUACCAAUACCUGAGCUGGCCUGACCAUGGGGUACCCAGUGAGCCGGGAGGAGUCCUCAGCUUCCUCGACCAGAUAAACCAGAAGCAGGAGAGCAUCCCCAACGCAGGACCUAUUCUGGUACACUGCAGUGCUGGGAUUGGCCGCACUGGGACUAUCAUCGUCAUUGAUAUGAUAGUGGAAACAAUCUCCACCAAGGGGUUGGACUGUGACAUUGACAUCCAGAAGACCAUCCAGAUGGUGAGGGCCCAGCGAUCUGGGAUGGUGCAGACAGAGGCCCAGUACAAGUUCAUCUACAUGGCUAUCUGCCAGUUCAUUGAGACAACCAAGAAAAAGCUGGAAGUUAUCCAGUCUCAGAAAGGCAAGCCAAACGAGUGUGAGUAUGGGAAUAUCGCCUACCCCCCUGCAGUGAGGAAUGCGCACCCCAAGGUUUCACGAAAACCCUCCAAGCAGAAAGAGGAGUCAACAGUCUAUGAGAACUUGGGGAAAAAGGAGGAGAAGGUGCGGAAGCAACGCUCCUCAGAGAAGAAGCUGAAAGGCUCGCUAAAGAAAAAAUAAUCAGUGCAGCUAGCCCCAUGAGGCUACAGGACUGGAGCUCACAUCCCAGCUGGCCUGUCUCACAUUCCUUGCUCUUGGACUGGAAUGAAGCCUUCCCCUUCUCUUCCAAGCCAGCUUUCAGUGCUGUGAAGCACUGCCGCUUCCCAGCUCAGCUGAGGCCAUGGUUCCUUGCCUGUGCAGGCGAGCAGUCUCUUGCUGCCCCCUCAUCAUCCACUAGCAGGAAAAGGUCAAACCCCUCCUCUUCUUGUCCCUGAGCACCAGGACCCCAACUCACCUUUGCUGUGUCAGCUUUAGUGGAAUUCUCAGGGAAGAGCUAAGGAAGGUCAGCCCAGGAGCUACAUCUCUGCCCACUGCUGUGAGUUAAGAGUAUAGCCUGUUUGUGUUCCCUGAAGCCUCAGCUUUUCAAGUAUGGAGGUUUUGGCCUGUUUCAGCUUAGCUCCUCUGCAAUUCAACAGGAGACUUCCUCUUUCCUUAAUACCACCAGCCUUCUGCCCCUCUUACCCUUUUGCUAUCUCAUCCCUCACCUGGAUGCUGUAAAUAUACCAGAAUUUGAUGUGAUGGCUGUUUUCUUCUUUGUUUGUAAAUAAACUUGUAUUUGUUUGACUA